This is a messenger RNA of Lineus longissimus, 2417 nucleotides long. Its product is annotated as sterol 26-hydroxylase, mitochondrial-like. The transcript is spliced from 7 exons. Bases 147 to 1757 code for a protein of 536 amino acids. Gene Ontology annotation, molecular function: iron ion binding; oxidoreductase activity, acting on paired donors, with incorporation or reduction of molecular oxygen; monooxygenase activity. NCBI's taxonomy places the organism in Eukaryota, Metazoa, Nemertea, Pilidiophora, Heteronemertea, Lineidae. The record is from RefSeq and is a predicted model, not a curated record.
AAUUCUAGCAGACGAUCAAGGAAACUGGUACCCGCAAGUUGUAACCAAGAAUAUCUCAUUAACCGCCACACGAAACAAGGAGCAACGCAUAUCAAUUUAAAGUCUCGUUUCCUAAUUCUGUAUUCAAUAUAAAGACGGUUGGGACAAUGAAACGUUUAGCACGACCCGUUUUGAACGAUUUCCGCAGGAGGAGUCUUCGGCAUUCUUCCAAGGCAACUGCAGAAGAGGAGACCGAUGUCACAGAAUGUCCAAUGCACGACAACCGCGCUUCCUCCCACGCCGCCGGAUGCCCGGUGAGACAUGACAAUCAUGAUCCGGAGAAUACUCGCGUACCGAGCCACAACCAACCGAUCAAAGACUUCACCGAUAUCCCCGGCCCAAAAGGCCUACCUAUUCUUGGGUCGGCACUAGACUUUAUGGUUUCUACGAGACAUAAAAUACUGGAGAGGAACCGUGCGCAAUAUGGUCCUAUCUUUCGUGAAAAAGUUGGUCCGAUGCAAUCAGUAAAUCUUUGUGACCCUCAAGAUGUUCGAGAAAUGUACAGAAAGGAAGGCUCCUUCCCUCACAGACUGGAGGUGCCCCCGUGGAAACUUUACAGAGAAUUGAAGGGACUUCCUUUUGGAAUUGUCAUGGGAAAUGGCCCAGAAUGGCAACAUGCCCGUAGCGCAGUCAACAAACCCAUGAUGCGACCAAAAACAUUACUGAAGUACGUCGACGAACUGAGUCAAAUAGCGGACGACCUUGUUGAGAGAGCCCGAAGGCGGCGGAGAGGCAAUACCAUGGUUACCUUAGAUCAAGAGUUAUUUCGGUGGUCCAUCGAAUCGGUUGGCCAAGUGAUGUUCGAAACGAGGUUGGGAUGCCUUGCUUCCGAAGAUAAACCAGAGAUAGCCGAGUUCAUCAGAAGUGUUAAGACAAUUCUCUCUCCAACAAAGCUCCUCUUCGUUAAUGCGCGGAUAGCACGGACACUCGGAUUGCCAAGCUGGACCAAACACGAGCAGGCCUGGGACAAUAUCUACGCAAUAGGAAAGCAAAUGGUUGAGAAACGUACUAAAGAGAUUUCGGCCGAGACCAAAAAUGGCGUCGAAGUUGAAGGUGUUCUGACGAGUUUGUUACGGAACAAGUUUAGUGAAGACCCCAUGGAACUGAAUACACUCGUGACCGACCUGUUUCUUGGGGCAGUUGAUACGUCCCCCAACACGAUGCAAUUCGCGUUGCUGUUACUUGCCAACCAUCCUGAGAAGCAGCAGCAACUUCGAGAAGAGGUGGAUUCGGUGGUGCCCGCUGGUCAACCCAUCACCGAGGAGCACCUCCAAUCGUUACCCUAUCUGAAAGCUGUGUUCAAGGAGACACUGCGCAUGUACCCGACUGUGCCGGUCUAUGGCAAGGUGACAGAGGAAGAGCUGGAGAUCGGUGGAUACAGAAUACCAGCAAAAACGAUGAUCAACGUAGUAUGCUGCGCCAUGGGUCGGGAUCCAAACCUGUUCGAGGAGCCAGAGGCAUUCAAGCCAGAAAGAUGGCUGAAGGAAAACCGAGAGGAGAUCCACCCAUUUUCAAGUCUUCCUUUCGGACAUGGCAGGCGAUCAUGCGUUGGGAGAAGAAUAGCUGAACUGCAGAUGUACUUGCUGAUGACAAAGCUCAUGCAAUCAUUUGAGAUUGAACAAGUAGCUGACAGGCCGAUAGAAGCCAAGGUAAAACUGCUGAUGUUUCCCAAGACGCCACCACGACUCAACUUCAUCGAGAGGAAUGCAACCAGCUGAACGUGGAGAAAGGCCGGCCUGAAGUACUGUGAUUGCGUGCUUCCGCUUCGUGUCAAACUAUCGUAGUUCACAAAACCGGUGUAAACUGCCGAAGAAAGAAAUAGGAUCAGGAACCGUGUUCUAGUCACAAAGACGAAUUCCACCCUUCUUGCACUUGAACAAGGAACGGCUCAGCAACACGAGACUGUCUCCUCAAAACACACUCAUAUCGCAAGGUACCAGUGUAGUGAUGCCAGGGGAAUAUCUCGAAACCAACAACCAAACAUUUUCUCAGAUUAUGUGGAGCAGAAUGUGGAGAGCAAACGGCAAUAUACUCCCGCAUUAAAAACGGACGGGCAUGAUUAUGAUAAUAGUAAUAACAAUAACAAUAAUGAUAAUGAAAUUGAAUAUAAUUUAUUAUAAUAAUGAGAUAGGACCUUUUGGCCACCUUACAUCAAAUGGCGGUCAAUUUCAUAUUCAUCCAAUGUGUAGUUCAUAAUAACUCACUCGUCAUCCCGCUCGUCAUGAGGCAAAUGCUGGAUAUGUAGACAGAGUGAUUUCGCCGUUGACAUUGUCAUUGCAUCCAGGGAUCACUAUUCACCAAAGACACAUCAUUUGUGAUGUAAUUAGGAGCAUUACUGUCGCAUUCUUGCUAUACAUGUAGCCACUUGUAAUGUUUUA